AUAAGUGACGCAUUUCCUGUGCGACGGUCGUAGCGCUGUUGUAACGUUUGUUUGCGAAUGAACGUUGUUGUAGUUUCUCAUUUAAGCGUUUAGUUUUUGUUAUUUAUUAUUAUAUUUUACAUACAUCCGAGAGAAUAGCGACAGCUUUAAGAGAUGUCUUUAGCAGAUGAGCUCUUGGCUGAUUUGGAGGAAGCUGGAGAGGAAGGAGAGGACGGACUGUACCCGGUUGGGGAAGAAGACCAGAUUGUUGGAGAAACUGUAAACAGAGUGGGACAUGGAGGACUGGAGGACAUUCCAGAGGAGAUGGAGACGGACUUCAGCAGUACGGAGUGUGUGACCUCUAUAGCAAAACUGCGCAACAGUAAAUCAUUUGCUGAGAUCAUGGAUAAGAUUGCGCAGUACGUCGGGAAUCCACGCAAAAACACAGACGUUUCCGGGCCGGUGGAGGCCGAUCCUGAGUAUCGUCUCAUCGUCGCCGCUAACAACCUGACGGUGGAGAUUGAUAACGAACUGAAUAUUAUUCAUAAGUUUGUGCGUGAUAAAUACUCGAAGAGAUUCCCGGAGCUGGAGUCGCUGGUGCCGAACACGCUGGAUUACAUAAGGACUGUCAAGGAGCUGGGGAACAACCUGGACAAGUGUAAGAACAAUGAAACGCUACAGCAGAUUCUGACCAACGCCACCAUCAUGGUGGUCAGUGUUACCGCCUCCACCACACAGGGUACGCUCCUGGCAGAGGACGAGCUGCAGCGACUGGAGGAGGCGUGCGACAUGGCGCUCGAGCUCAACCAAUCGAAACACAGGAUCUACGAAUACGUCGAGUCGAGGAUGUCCUUCAUCGCUCCUAAUCUGUCGAUCAUCGUCGGCGCCUCGACAGCUGCUAAGAUCAUGGGAAUCGCUGGCGGCCUGACGAAUCUGUCAAAGAUGCCGGCGUGUAACUUAAUGCUGCUGGGAGCGCAGAGGAGAACGCUGUCCGGAUUCAGCAGCACGUCACUGCUCCCUCACACAGGCUACAUCUACCACUGUGACGUGGUGCAGUCCCUCCCUCCGGAUCUGAGGAGGAAGGCGGCACGUCAAGUCUCCGCCAAGUGCGCGCUUGCGGCCCGUGUGGACAGUUUUCACGAGAGUACAGAUGGCAAGGUCGGUUAUGAACUGAAGGAGGAGAUUGAGCGUAAAUUUGAUAAAUGGCAGGAGCCGCCGCCCGUCAAACAGGUGAAGCCCCUCCCCGCCCCGCUCGAUGCUUCAAGGACGAAGAGAGGAGGCAGGAGGUAUCGUAAGAUGAAGGAGCGUUUGGGACUCACAGAGAUCAGAAAACACGCGAACAGAAUGACCUUCGCUGAGAUCGAAGAUGACGCGUAUCAGGAGGAUCUGGGCUUCAGCUUGGGGCAGCUGGGUAAAUCGGGCAGCGGCAGGGUGAGACAGGCGCAGGUCAACGACGCCACCAAAGCUCGCAUCUCCAAAUCCCUGCAGCGGACGUUGCAGAAGCAGAGCAUGACGUACGGAGGGAAGUCCACCGUCAGAGACCGAUCUUCAGGAACGAGCUCCAGUGUGGCAUUCACUCCAUUACAGGGUUUGGAGAUCGUCAAUCCGCAGGCUGCAGAGAAGAAGGUGGCCGAAGCCAACCAGAAAUAUUUCUCCAACAUGGCCGAGUUCCUCAAGGUCAAGAAAGAAGGAGAAGCCAAAGCGUGAGACUGAAACGCAUGUGCAUUUCAGCAUGAAACACACACACUCGCUCACUCUGGAUAAAGACUUUUCCUAUACAUGUGUGUGAGAUCCAUACUUGCAUCACUUUGAUUUUUUUUUUAAUUUUUUUUUU
Molecule: messenger RNA, 1813 nt
Organism: Ictalurus punctatus (channel catfish)
Lineage: Eukaryota; Metazoa; Chordata; Actinopteri; Siluriformes; Ictaluridae
Gene: prpf31
Product: PRP31 pre-mRNA processing factor 31 homolog (yeast)
Exons: 14
Coding region: 154-1686 (510 amino acids)
Biological process (GO): spliceosomal tri-snRNP complex assembly; mRNA splicing, via spliceosome
Cellular component (GO): U4/U6 x U5 tri-snRNP complex; U4 snRNP; precatalytic spliceosome
Source: RefSeq, a predicted model, not a curated record